This is a messenger RNA of Nematolebias whitei (Rio pearlfish), 1728 nucleotides long. It is a transcript of the gene ctsa, whose product is annotated as cathepsin A. The transcript is spliced from 14 exons. Gene Ontology annotation, molecular function: serine-type carboxypeptidase activity. The record is from RefSeq and is a predicted model, not a curated record. Gene Ontology annotation, biological process: proteolysis. NCBI's taxonomy places the organism in Eukaryota, Metazoa, Chordata, Actinopteri, Cyprinodontiformes, Rivulidae. Bases 86 to 1507 code for a protein of 473 amino acids.
CGUGACUACACAGGAAACCAGCUGACUGUCACGUGACCCUCCGAGCCUGUGCGGCGGUGAGCGCGAGACCAGGUGGACUGCGAAAAUGAAGAUGCAGGUGGUGUUGUGGUUCUUCCUGGUGGUUCUGUUGGACUCUGAAGCAGCUCCGGCUGAAGAUGAGAUAACCUUCCUGCCUGGGCUUCAGAAACAGCCCAGUUUCAGGCAGUUCUCCGGAUACCUGAAUGUGGCUGAUGGGAAACACCUUCACUACUGGUUUGUGGAGUCUCAGAACAAGCCAGCCUCUGACCCGGUAGUGCUGUGGCUGAACGGUGGUCCUGGCUGCAGCUCAUUAGAUGGACUGCUGACGGAACACGGACCCUUCCUGGUCCAGGAAGAUGGUGUGACACUGCAGUACAACCCGUACUCGUGGAACAAGAUCGCCAACAUGUUGUACCUGGAGUCUCCAGCAGGCGUCGGCUUCUCGUAUUCAGCCGAUAAGAACUACAAGACGAAUGACACAGAGGUGUCCAUGAACAACUACUUGGCUCUGAAGGAGUUCUUUCGCAUGUUCUCAGAGUUCAGCAAAAAUGAGCUCUUCCUGACCGGAGAAAGUUAUGGAGGGAUCUACAUCCCGACGCUUGCUGAGAGGGUGAUGGAGGACGCCAGCCUGAAUCUGCAGGGCGUUGCUGUGGGAAAUGGGAUGUCGAGUUACGAACUGAACGAUAACGCUCUGGUGUUCUUCGCCUACUAUCAUGGCCUGCUGGGGACCCAGCUGUGGACCCAGCUGCAGACCUUCUGCUGUAGAGACACCAAGUGCAACUUUUACAACAACCAGGACCAGAACUGCUCAGAGACCCUGUAUGAGGUGCAGGACAUUGUUUACAAUUCUGGGCUGAACAUGUACAACCUGUAUGCUUCCUGUCCAGGUGGAGUCCCUCACAGGUUUAGCCUGGAACAUGGGCAGCUGGUGAUUAGAGAUCUUGGGAACACCUUUACCAAACAUCAGUGGACCCAGCAGUGGAAUCAGAAGUUGCAAAGUCUGGCGUCUCUGUACCAGUCUGUCCGUCUGGACCCUCCCUGCACCAACUCCACCUCUACUGUCCUCUACCUGAACAAUCCUUACGUCAAGAAGGCUCUGCACAUCAGUCCUGACGCUCUGGACUGGGUCAUCUGCAGCUCUGAAGUGAACCUCAACUACGGUCGGAUCUACCUGGAUGUCAGUAAACAGUACCUGAAGCUGCUGUCGGCUCUGAAGUACCGGGUCCUGAUUUAUAACGGGGACGUGGACAUGGCCUGUAACUUCAUGGGGGACGAGUGGUUUGUGGAGUCCCUUAAUCAACAGGUGGAGGUUCAGCGGCGUCCAUGGAUCUACGAUGAUGACGAUGGUCAACAGGUCGGAGGCUUCGUCAAAGAGUUUGACAACCUGGCCUUCGUCACUGUGAAGGGUUCUGGUCACAUGGUUCCUUCAGAUAAACCAGUGGCUGCCUUGGCCAUGUUCUCUAGGUUCAUCAGGAAGCAGCCGUACUGACCAUCGUCAGGCUGGACCUCGCCUGCAGGAGUUUCUCAGGGUUUGUGUUUGCUUCAUCACUGUCAGCCAGUCACAAGAGCCCUUCUCUGUCGGAAACUUAAGUUAAAGGCUCCAGAAUGGUACCCAAUCCUGUCUGUCCUCGGAGUUUGUUCUGGUUUCCAUGGUAACUGUUUGUCACUUCCUGUUGAUUGUUUUGGUUUAAAUGUUCUUUUAAAAAGAAA